CGAGCAGCCAACGCGGACGGACGUUCUCCGGGAACUUGGACCUCGAGUAGUUUUAGAAAUCUAAAGCUCAGCAGCUGCAAAUCAAAUCGAAAAGAGCACCCAGCAUAAUCACAAUACCAAUUGAUCUCGUUUGCCUUAAAAAAAAAAACAGUGGUGGAAGCGUUACAUGCAUAUUUUUUUGCAACGAAGUGCAAUUUCUGAAUCAAUUUACGUUGUGUGCACAUAAUAUUUAAAGUCUGACAAUCAGUAUAAGUCACAAUUAGCUCUGAUAUCUAAAACCCAAAUCGAACGAAAUCAAAAAUAGUUGGGGUACACAAACAAAAACAAAAGUAGGAAGUGCAAAGAAUAAAUGGUUUAAGUGAAGCUAAACCUUAAUACGUUAUAUGUAUGUAUGUAUGUACACCUCCGCAUACAUAACAGCCUAGGUCAAUAUUGUUUAUAGUGGCGUGUGAAUGUGCGCAGAGAUAACAACAACGAUUGCUAGUUGCCUUGCCCAGCAGAUAAUAAAUAGCAAUCGCACGCACACUCGCAAAGUGGACCACACACUCGUCGCCAGAACAUAUUCACGGAAAUCGAAAACAACAACACACAACUGCAGAGACGAGCGCAAGAGAGGAGCGCGAUUCUAAACUUGAAAAUAAUAAUUUUAUAAUAUCAAAGCGAGAAGGUUGUGAGCGAGUGGCACGGGCACGAAAAAGGCCGAAAAGAACCGAGCGAGCGCCGCCGAAUGUUCACAUCAAGUAUACGUACGAGUACGAUCGCUUGCUCAGCGCUUUUCAGCAGCGCCAGUACUAACAAUAACAAUAACAAUAACGCCAUAGCAAUAACAAAACGGAAAACAGAAAACAGAAACAGAAACGUUCCUCUUCUAACGGUCUCAGUGUAUUUUGUAAUUGGUCAUCACCCAGUGAGAGAGUGGGAAUUGUCCCAGCGAUUGCGAUUACGGGUCUGUUCGUCGAACGCGGCGCAGUGAAAAAGUUUCGGCGGAAAACACUUGCCUCUGGUCGAUUCGCGUGCUUGGACGGACGACUUCCAUAGAAUUUUCGAAAAUCAGCGAAACAGUCAACAAGUGUUCAACAAUCGCCACAGUUAUCAAACACACUUUGGAUUACUUUUCGCAGUCAAAGAGGACUCAAAAACUGAAUUUUUCGGAUUUUUCUGAUCAAUUUUAUGACUCAGCCACAACCAACAUGGUUUACUAUUCCGCCAACCAGCUGCUCAUAAAAACGGAACAAACUAGUCAGGCGCAGUUCUGUCUUCAGGUGCCGCCCCCGCUGACGGCGACGACCGCGAGCGUGGCUCUCAGUCUCGGAGUGCCUCCGUCCGGCGGUCAGCAGGAGCAGUUCGAGCUGCUGCAGACGCCUCAGCAGCGGCAACUGCAGCUGCAGCUGCAGGACCAGCAUCACCAGCAUCACCAGGAGCAGCAGCAGUUCGUCAGCUACCAACUGGCAAUCCAGCAGCACCAGAAGCAGAAGCAACAUGAAAGUAUUACGACGACAACUCCGACGACUCCGACAACUGGAGCUGCCCCAGCAGCGCAGCGCAUCAAGACAGAGCCAUCCGGCCUGUUCCCAGCGGCGGCAGCUGUGGCGUCCCAGGUUCAGGUGCGCAAGCCGAGCGCCAACAAGCCGCAGUUCAAGUGCGAUCAGUGCGGCAUGACGUUCGGCAGCAAGUCGGCCCAUACCUCGCACACCAAGUCGCACGCCAAGAACGCCGACCCUUCGCUAAGUGCCGGAGUGGAAGCUGGUGCCGCUGGAGCCGCUGGGACCGCCUCAUCGACGGCCAUCGAGCUGAAUGAUGAGGGUCUUCCGGUGGGCAUACCCAAGAGCCCGACCAUCAAGCCCCUGGCCAACGUGGCUGCCGGAGCCGAUCCCUACCAGUGCAACGUGUGCCAGAAGACAUUCGCCGUUCCUGCCCGACUGAUCCGCCACUACCGUACCCACACUGGAGAACGGCCAUUUGAGUGCGAGUUCUGCCACAAACUGUUCAGCGUGAAGGAGAAUUUGCAGGUGCACCGGCGCAUCCACACCAAGGAGCGGCCGUACAAGUGCGACGUCUGCGGACGGGCCUUCGAGCACUCCGGGAAGCUGCACCGCCACAUGCGCAUCCACACCGGCGAGCGGCCCCACAAGUGUUCGGUGUGCGAGAAGACGUUCAUCCAGUCCGGCCAACUGGUGAUCCACAUGCGCACGCACACCGGCGAGAAGCCGUACAAGUGCCCGGAGCCGGGCUGCGGCAAGGGCUUCACCUGCUCCAAGCAGCUCAAGGUGCACUCGCGAACGCACACGGGGGAGAAGCCCUACCACUGCGACAUCUGCUUCCGGGACUUUGGCUACAACCACGUGCUGAAGCUGCACCGCGUGCAGCACUACGGCUCCAAGUGCUACAAGUGCACCAUUUGCGACGAGACCUUCAAGAACAAGAAGGAGAUGGAGGCCCACAUCAAGGGCCAUGCCAACGAGCUGCCCGACGACGAGGCAGAGGCAGAGGCGGAGGCAGCGGCGGCCCUGGCAUCCGCCGGCUCCUCUGCCGGUUCGCCGUCCAUGCAGGGAGUCGGCAGCACCUCCGAGAGCAGCAACCACUCGCCACCCAGCUCGCCGCCGGUCACAAAGAAGCCCCGUCAGGCACGUCCGCCGCGCGGACCCAAAGCAGGGCCAGCAGCCCUUUCCCUUGCCUCUUCCUCCUCCUCGCCACUCUCGCCCAGUUCGCUCAGCUCCACGUACUCGCCCUCGGCCACCAGCCUGGCCUCGCCGCCGCCCACGUCAGCCCACUACCUGCCCGCCCAGAUGGAGACGGAUGCCUUGAGCCGCGACAGUGGGGUGUCCAGCGCCCAGGCCGCCCACAGCUUUGCGGACGAGGAGCUGCCCACCGACCUGAGCAUGCAACAGGGCCAGGGUCAGGGCACGGCGUCAGGGCAGACUGCUGGAUACUACCAGGCCCCGCCAAGUCUGCUGGAGCUGCAGCCCCAGGCACCCGGGACAUCGAUCAAUCCCGCCCUGCUUGAGGCAGCCAACAUGGCGCGUCGCCAUCACGACAACGACGACCAAGUGCAGGACGAGGACGUUCACGCAGCCGCCUGGCAGAUGAUGCAGCUGCGCCGUGGUCACGGCUCCUUGCCUCCCACGGAGCCGCAGACGCAGAUGCAGACGCAGUCGCAGACCCACCAGCAACAGGUGCCCACCCUGCAUGUCAGUGAUCUCGCGGCCAACUACGAUGACACCCACGAGGCCACCGUACUGAUCGAGCACUUCAAGCGGGGCGAUCUCGCUCGUCACGGGCUCCACAAGGGCUAUGCGCCAGUCCCCAAAUAUGAAUCCGCUCUACCCAAUCCGGAUAUCGUGCGACGCGUGGAGGCGGCCAUCGGACUGCGAUCCAGCACGGAGUCCCCUGAGCGGAGCUCCUCGCCGGAGAGCGACUCCCUGAUGAUGGCCGACCGCAACGUGAUGACCCUGCCGCUGCGCAAGCGCAAACACUACAUGAACAAGGGCGAGGACGGCGAGUCGGAAAAGGGCGUGGGGGCUGGCGGAGAUGGGCCUGCCUCCGGCAGUGGCAGUGCCAGCGCUUCCGUUGGCGCCGGGGAAGGAGCCGGGUCGAAGGUGAUGAGAAUGAGCUCGGUCAUUCAGUUCGCCAAGGCCUCUUAGGGGUACGAGGGGUGUCCCCAAUCAGCAUUAAGACUGUCCAAACAAAUUCUAACUGAAAUUAGUUUAAGUUUUUUCUCUGAAGUUCGGGGUUAGGCCCAGAAGAACGAGGAGGGAUAAAGCAGAGCGAUCGUUUUCGAGCAGAGAAAAUGAGAAUGCCAAAAGUAUUAUAAAAAGAGAGAAAGUUUGUUUUAAAAUUACUAUUACUUCCUAUUACGUUUUAUUGGAACUCAAGAUGUCUUGGUCCGAUUUUUGUUAAAUGUUUGAUUUUUAAAAAAGGUUUCCAAUAUUGUAGAAUUUUCAUUUUAUUUUGGCAAAUAUAGUUUGUUUUCCUGUGUUGUCACUUAGUCAAAUUGCAACAAUUGGCAUUAUGCGUAUUAAGCAUUAGCAUAACUAAAAUAACUAUAUCUAAGAUCAUUUAACAAGACCCAACCCUAAACCGUACGCAGUAAUAAGUUACGUGCAUGAUUAUACAAAUAAUAAAAACGGUAUGCAAAGGCCACAUUGGCACUUAAUAUUUAUGAAUACCCCCAUACAACUAUUUAUUAUUGUAAUGAAUUCUGCUCGCCAAACUUCUUCCUUCUCCUCCACCAUUAGUGUCAACACCAUCUUAGACAUUUUAUAUCCAUCAUUUGAUAUGCAUUUUAUAUUUUAUAUAUAACGGCACAUAGUCUUUACAUAGGAAAGUAAUGAAAAGCGGAUUGGUAGUUUUAAUUUUACAAACGGAGAACAUUGAACUGAUACAAAUGAAGAAAGCCAGCAUAAUUAGGUCUAUGUAUUUUCAAACAAAAAGAUAGCAAAUAACAUUAAGUGCGCCAGAAAAUAAUUUUUAUAAACGCAGGGUUAAUAUCUAGGACUAAAUUGUAAAAUCAAAUAUUGCAAUAAACAUCGCAAAUGAAAUCAGAAA
Messenger RNA from Drosophila elegans, 4545 nucleotides. RefSeq names its product Krueppel homolog 1-like. Gene Ontology annotation, biological process: regulation of transcription by RNA polymerase II. Lineage: Eukaryota; Metazoa; Arthropoda; Insecta; Diptera; Drosophilidae. Bases 1191 to 3641 code for a protein of 816 amino acids. Gene Ontology annotation, molecular function: DNA-binding transcription factor activity, RNA polymerase II-specific; RNA polymerase II cis-regulatory region sequence-specific DNA binding. The transcript is spliced from 4 exons. The record is from RefSeq and is a predicted model, not a curated record.